AUGCUAUAUCUAAAAAUCAUAUGGUCUUUUUACCUAGUGUUUUUUGUAGGAGGAGUGUUCUCUGUUGAACUAUCGGAUGUAAGUGACACUGCUAUAAGGACACAGAGAGACAUCUCAAGAGAUAUACCCAUAGAUCAAGUAUCAUCUCUAGGCAUUUCUUUAAAUCAGCUUAUAUUUGAAAAGCAAGGAUACACAGAUGAAGCAGUAAAUUCUAUUACUACGGUGCUAUCGUUAGGGGUUGGGACUCUAAUGGUUGACAUCUAUUGGAAUGAAUUCACUCAGAGAUGGCAAUUAUGCCCAGCCCCGUUUCCGUCGAAUUCGACUAUGAACUUGUCUGCUGUGGUGGACGUAAGCUGGAACGAACAGGUAUAUAAUUGUCAAGUAAAUACAACAAUAGAAUCGAUAUUUAGUGUUGUCGAUUCCUUUCUACGUACAACUAACACCAAUACCGAUGCCAAUAUGAUUAACGUGUUGGUCAAUUUAAAAGAUAUACGAUACCCAGAUACACAAUAUUCUAAUUUGACUGUUAAUUCAGAAGCAUAUCAAGCAUAUAUUUCUCCAUAUGUCAACAACAUCAACGAAGGUCUUCUUGGGUUGCAAGAAACAUCUUUAGUUCAGAUCGUGUCACCCUUAGGUACAUCGCUCUUCACUCCCAGUGAACUCACUAAUUAUAGAAUGGAGUUGCUCACCUCAAAAUCUGAUUCCUUCUACAAUGAGUCUUCUUUGUUAUACCCUACAUUGGAUCAGUACUUAUUCACAGAGUAUAACAGAGUAAACACCUUUAUUUCUUCCAAUGAAAUGAGAAGUAACGCUACGUAUUCAUACAACUUUACUGGUACCGAUAAUUCUUCUUUAUUUACAAUGCAGCUGAAUGAUUCCAUUGAUUUAGUUACUAUAUCUAAUACAUCGUUGCUACAUACUUGUCAGACGCUACUAGAUUCCACAGACUCAUACAAUGUCUCAAUUUUCAGUGGUUUUUCACAUAAUCUGCAUUUUAGAUAUAUCAUUGAUAACAAUGAUCAAAUAUUUACUAAUUUUUCUAUAAGGGAAUACGUCAAAUGUGGGUUUUCGCCAAUAUUAAAUUCGUCAACUUUGGCCUACGUUGACUCACACAGUAAUAGCACUAGCCCCGAUAAUUCUACAACAACCUAUGAUACUCUUUGGGCAUCUAUUAACGUAAUGUUGCCAAAUUCACUUUGGGCAUUUGCUUUAGGACAACCUUAUACUCCUGAUACAUCGGAUUCUGGUAAUAGUACGGCUUCUAAUGAUGGUUUAAGUGGAAGCAGUAGUAAUGCUAACAAAACGAAGAUUGAAAAUGAUACUGACGAUGAUGAUGACCCCAGUACGUCUCAGGUCGCCUUUAGCUGUGGUACACUAAGUGAAGAAGGCAUAUUAGUAAACAAUUGUUAUUUGAGCCUUCCCUUUGCUUGCCAAAACACCUCAAAUCCAGAUGAAUGGUCCAUUGAUUUUGAUAAUAGAAAGACUUACUUUGAUUCAUACUUGGAUGCAUCGUGUCCAACUGGAUUCUACUUCUCAAUUCCAAAACUGAAUAUUGAAAUGUUAAGUCUUCUUACUUAUAUCAACAAAACAACAACCAGUGGUUCUAAAUACCCUAUAUGGAUAGAUUUGAAUGAUAUAACAAUACCCCAAUGUUAUGUUAGUGGAGGUCCAUAUGCUUCAUGUCCAUAUCAAAAGACAAUAACGUACCUGACAUUGGUGAGGAUGACAGCUCCUAGUGCGACUGUCGCUGUAGUUGUAUUGGUCUUAAUAUUUCUAGAAAAGUUUAUCAGAGUGAACCCUAUCCACCUGAAUAGGAAAAAGCACUGGAAAAAGGUCAUCGAAAAGUAUACGAACGAGCAAGCAUACGAAGGUGUUCCAUCCUAG
Molecule: messenger RNA, 1884 nt
Organism: Dujonia railenensis
Lineage: Eukaryota; Fungi; Ascomycota; Pichiomycetes; Serinales; Debaryomycetaceae
Source: the annotation of a GenBank genome assembly